Oryza sativa Japonica Group (Japanese rice) is the source of this 2465-nucleotide messenger RNA. Its product is annotated as putative FBD-associated F-box protein At5g53635. NCBI's taxonomy places the organism in Eukaryota, Viridiplantae, Streptophyta, Magnoliopsida, Poales, Poaceae. Gene Ontology annotation, molecular function: protein binding. The record is from RefSeq and is a predicted model, not a curated record.
CCAUAUAUUUUAUGAUAUAUUUCCUAAAUUUUCCUCACAUUUAUCCUAUAUUUAUCAUUUUUUCCUUUAUAUUAUGUUUUUUCUGCCUUUUUUCUUUUUUUCCCCUCAAAUUUCAAUUUUUAUGGGCCACAUGUACUAGUGGGCCGGCUACCAGCCCACGUGCCACUACAGUAGCCGUGCCGGCCCGGCACGGCCCAGCACCUUCUUGGGCCGUGCUUGGGCCGUGGCCUUGGCACGUGGGCCGGCACGGCACGGCCCGCUACAGGAGCCGUGCCUAACGGGCCGUGCCCUAGUGGGCCGUGCCGUCGGCGUGCCGUGUCGUGCUGGGCCGGGCCGCCCGUUUGGCCUGCUAUAGGACACGAAACCCACGGACCCGAAACCACCACUCACACGACGACACGUCCCCUCCAAACUCGGGACACUCGCUCCCUCACACAACAGUGACUCGUCGCCGCCGUCCAGAACCCCAAACCAAACCCUAGCCGGCGGCGUCGUCGGAAUCCAUGGCGGAAGGUGCGCCGAUCAUCUACCUUGACCCCGCCACGGUGGCGGAAGCGCGCCGCCGCGGCGACGACCCGCGCAAGCUGGAGGAGUGCACCAAGUACUUGAUGACGCACAUCUACGGGUUGCUCCCUGGCCCACCCGUACCCAUCGCCGCCGCCCGCACCCACGCCGCCUGCGCCGCCGCAGCCUCCGACGGCGUCGACCGCAUCAGCGCCCUCCCCGACGCGAUCCUCCGCAACAUCGUCUCCCGCCUCCCCGUCAAGGACGCCGCGCGCACCGCCGCGCUCUCCCGCCGCUGGCGCCCGCUCUGGCGCUCCACGCCGCUCGUCCUCGUGGACGCCCACCUCUUCCCGCGAGGUCGAAGCUUCGGUGUCUCCGCCUCUGCCCCGACGCGCGCCGACACGCCGGGCAUCGUCGCCGCCGUGUCCCGCAUCCUCGCCGCGCACCCGGGGCCAUUCCGCUGCGUCCACCUCCUCUGCGGCUUCAUGGGAUCGUACCAGGCCCAGCUCGAGCACUGGCUCCGGUUCCUCGCCGCCAAGGGCGUCGACGACCUCAUCCUCGUCAACCGCCCAUGGCCGUUCGAGGCGGCUCUCCCUGCCGCCAUCCUCCGCAUCUCCACCCUCACCCGCCUCUACAUCGGCAUGUGGAAGUUCCCCGACAUUGCCGGCCUCCCCACCAACACCGCCUUCCCCAACCUUCGCGAGCUCGGCAUCUACGCCGUCGCCAUGGAGAAGGAGGGCCGCGAGGUCGAGUUCAUCGUGGCGAGAUCCCCCGUGCUGGAGACCCUCAACAUCCAAGGAGGCAACACGCAGGUGUUGCGCCUCCGCCUGGAGCACCGGAGCCUUCGUUGCGUGCAGAUCUGCUCGUGUUGCGUGGAGAAUCUCGCCGUGGUGGACGCGCCAUGCCUCGAGCGGCUCGUGCUCUAUGAUUCUUUGAGCAAGGAUGACUCCUGCGUCAGGGUCAAGAUCGUCCAUGCCCCCAGGCUGCGCUUGUUGGGAAACUUGGAGACAGGAUUCCACAUGCUGGAGAUCCAUGACACCUUUGUCAGUGCUGGGAUCAGGUCGAGCCCAAGCGCAUUGUUCACGAGCGUCAAGAUCCUGGGGUUGAAUGUGAAUUUUGGAGUCAGGCAUGAUGCCCAGAUGCUGCCCAACUUCCUCAAAUGCUUUCCCAAUGCUGAGUCCCUGCAUGUUGUGUGUGCAAAAUGUUCUGAAGCCACCAGCUUGGUAAGCCCCAAUUUCUGGGAUGAUGCUGGCCCAAUCGAAAGCAUCGUGUCCCAUGUCAAUGUGCUUACAUUCCGUGAAUUCAAAGGGGAGGCCAACGCGAUAUCCUUCCUGAAGUACUUCGUCCAGAAUGCGCAGAUGGUGAAGAAUGUGGCUGUGGUGUUGGCCAAUCCACAAUUCACUUCAUACUCCAUUGAUACGCUCUGGACAGCGAAGAUCCUCAAAUCUGUGAGAUGGGCCAGUAAGAUCUCUUCAAUGCAGGUCUAUAGGAGCGAUGACUCAGAAGGUGGUCUGAUUUGGAGCUUUCAGAGAGGAUCAGAUUAUUCUAUCCGUGACCCUUUUGUGUACUAGGAACCAGAGGUGCCUACAUAUGUGAUCCAUCCAAGCUCAGUUUCUCUGAAAGUUGUUAGUGUUAUGUUUGCAGGAUAGGUGUAUCUACAUCUCCACAUGCAAGGCAUUGUUUUUUGUUGUUGGCAUGUGCUCAAGACUGGACAGGGUUUUUGGUCUCAUUAGUAGUGUAGUACGAUUAGCUUUAAUUUAGUAGCAAGUUUAUUCUAGCCAACAAGUGCCAUUCCACAGAGGUAAAUUUUGCUUGCUGCCUAACAACUAAAAAGUAAGAACUACUCUAUCUGGAAUUCUGGAUUCAUGCCUCUUCUUUGGUUAGCUAAGGCUUGAUACUGAUGUUACAUAAGUACGUGGCUUAAUGCUGAUGUGAAGGUGUGAUCUCAUUUCUGAGAGUCA